AAAUCAUCCCAUAUGUCAAGACAGACGGGAGAUUACAUUCUAAUAGAUGUUCUCCCUUGCUACGCGACCACUAUUGCGAUUGUCUCCCUUGUUACACGAUCUACUUCCUUGUUAGGUGUAUAGCCUUAAGGACUAUAAUCAUCACGGAGAGUGAGUAGAACAUGGACAUGGGUGAGAGCGAUCGAUUGAAAACUCGGUUUUCAGAUACCCAUCGUGAAAUAACUGAAACAAAAGAGACGUGUGAAUGUAUAUUGAGACGUCUACAUGAACUUCUGGAAAGGCCACACAUAUGUUCUUGCACAGAUGAUCUAUUUCAGACGAAAGAAGAAAUUAGCCGCCUUCAGAUAAAAGUCCAAUGCCUGGAGGACACGCACACGGAGAAUGAACGGCGGUGCUCAGAGCUGCAAACGCAAGUAUCAGAACUAAACAGUAGUUUGACAUUAUUACAGAGAGAAUUGACAUGUUUAAAAUGUCCUGACGAUUCAGUGGCGAACACUAAAAAUGUGCCUGUUUUGGAUGGUAAGAACAAAGUUGCUGCUGGUAAUUCAGCUCAUUCUAAAGAUCCCACUAAAGAUGACACUGAAGAUGACACUCAACAAGUCCUUGGGAAUGAAAGUAAGACUAAACAAGGAAUCGAUCAACGCCAAAGAGAAAUACCUCAUGACAUCCAAAAUAAAGACGACAACGCGCUUGAAAAGAAACCUGCUAAGGUGGUAACUAAAAUCAACGCAUUUGCAACUGCAGGAAACAAAGCUGAUCAGACGUCAAGAAAGAAAGGAUCCAGCGAGUCUUGUAAAACUGAAGUGGAAGUUGUUCGUCAAAGAUACCAGGGUCACAAGACGAUGGCUAUGAUGGAAUGGCAUCUCCUCAUGCGCAAAGAAAUGGGAGAAGGUCACGAUUCUGGAAUUAAAGAUCUCGGAGGCGUCCAUAAUAUCAUUUUGGUAGAUAUCUCUGAGAGUAUGGAAGGAGCAUGGCCGGAAGUGACCGCAUUCUUCAACGACUAUAUUUCCGGUUUAGAGUUUUUUGCAACUCAAGGGAUUGAUGAAGAACACGUUGCUUUAGUUACGUUUGGACAUGAAACCAAAGUUCAACAACGGUUAACGAACAAAUACAGAAGUUUGAAAACGGCGUUCAGCCAACUAAAGGUAGGCGGACCAUCACCACUCACGGCAGGGAUAUUGAUGACGUUUGCAGCGGCUGGGUCGUCUGAACACCAAAUCUGUGUUAUGAACGGCAUCGUAGUACCGUCAAGGGUGAUUCUAAUCACGGAUGGUGAGCCAACUGACACAUCUCUCUACAUGGGACCCGAUGAAGCUACUCCCUCUCAAUUAGAUGAGACCAGAAGUCAAGUGAUAAGUGAAAUGGAACAGGCAAGGAAGUUCAGCUUAGAUGUUUUCUUUGUUCCAGUUGGGAGGGCUAAUCGUGAGUUCAUAAACCUGAUGGCAGCAGUUGUCAAUGGGAAGGUAAUUUCACACCAGGAUGGCAAUCAGAUGUCAAGGAGGACCUUCUUGACGUUUCAGUGUGGUCGUCUUGGCGGCCUCAUUUCAUCUUCAGUGUCUUUGUCAGAAAGAGACAAGAGUGACAUAAAGGAAAUAAAAGAGAAAGCCUUCGAGAAAUUAGUGAGAAACCCAAGUGACGACGAUGAUUCCUACAAGGAGAAGUCGGACUGUGAUUUGCCCGUUCAGGGGUCAAGAGUAAGACGAGGCCCAGAAUGGCGUUACGAUGACGACCAGGACAAAGGGUUGGCUGGGACGAUCGUUGGACAUUGCGAUGAUGGACGACGCGUGUGGGUGGACUGGGACACACCAGGAUCCUUCCUGUUCCACUACCGCUACGGGCAAGGCGGGGCUUAUGACGUCAUCUUGGUGGACGAAAAGCGGCGUCUUGGUGUCGGUGAAAUUAUGGCCGUAGGCUGCCAAGUCAAACCAGGCCCGGGAUGGAAGAGUUCAAACACAGAUAUUGGCCUACAAUGUAUCGGUGUUGUAUUACGUAUUCACAUGGCUGGUGCGGUCCCAAAGGCGCUGGUACGUUGGGAGAACGGUGCAAGGGGGGAGUACUCGUACAUGACAGAAAGCCAUUCGUUACCGGAAAUUCAACUCGUAUCUGAUGACACAGCGACAAGCACACGCCAGGAUUUAAAGCCUGUAGUUAAACGAACUAGAAACAAAAACAAAUUUUAGUAGCACUCCUGCGUCAAAGAAGUAGAAGCACUCCUGCGUCAAAGAAGAGGUAGCUCCUCUGCUUGGUCUCCUGCGACAAAGAAUCAUUAUCACUCCUGCAUCAAAGAACAUGUAGCUCUUCGGCUAGUUCGCCUACGACAAAGAAUCAUGAUCACUCCUGCUUCAAAGACGAAGUAGCUCCUCUGCUAGGUCUCCUGCGACAAAGAAUCAUUAUCACUCUUGCGUCAAAGAACAGGUAGCUCUUCGGCUAGUUCGCCUACGACAAAGAAUCAUGAUCACUCCUGCGUCAAAGAAGAAGUAGCUCCUCUGCUAGGUCUCCUGCGACAAAGAAUCAUUAUCACUCCUGCGUCAAAGAACAGGUAGCUCUUCGGCUAGUUCGCAUGCGACAAAGAAUCAUUAUCACUCCUGCGUCAAAGAACAUGUAGCUCUUCGGCUAGUUCGCCUACGACAAAGAACAUGUAGCUCUUCUGCUAGUUCGCAUGCGACAAAGAAUCAUUAUCACUCCUGCGUCAAAGAACAAGUAGCUCUUCUGCUAGUUCGCCUACGACAAAGAACAUGUAGCUCUUCUGCUAGUUCGCAUGCGACAAAGAAUCAUUAUCACUCCUGCGUCAAAGAACAUGUAGCUCUUCGGCUAGUUUGCAUGCGACAAAGAAUCAUUAUCACUCCUGCGUCAAAGAACAUGUAGCUCUUCGGCUAGUUCGCCUACGACAAAGAACAUGUAGCUCUUCUGCUAGUUCGCAUGCGACAAAGAAUCAUUGUUACUCCUGUGUCAAAGAACAAGUAGCUCUUCUGCUAGUUCGCCUACGACAAAGAACAUGUAGCUCUUCUGCUAGUUCGCAUGCGACAAAGAAUCAUUAUCACUCCUGCGUCAAAGAACAUGUAGCUCUUCUGCUAGUUUGCAUGCGACAAAGAAUCAUUAUCACUCCUGCGUCAAAGAGCAUGUAGCUCUUCUGCUAGUUCUCCUUCGUCAACUUUGCUAGCUCUUGUGCGUCAAAGAAUUAGAAGCAGUCCUGCGUCAAAGAAUAUGUAGCUCUUCAGCGUCAAUGAAUUAGUUGCAACUUUGCGUCUUACUACUUACAGUGUCGGGGCUAAAUUUGGUACGGUAUCCAAAUGUUGAAACACGUCUCAGUACGAUACAGGGUUUGAAGUUUUCAUUUUAUGUUUGGAUUUAUACUUUGUGCUUUAAUUUGUAUUACCAAAAGGACAUUGUUGUCUCUCUUAUGUUGUUUAAUGAUAUUGAUAACACAUUUCAAUUACAUAUAAUGGUAUGAUAAUUUAGGAUGUUUGGAUGUUUGACUACGUCUUGAAUUGUCAAGAAACGUAUUCACAUUUUUGUUGAGUUUUGUAAGAAGUAAAUUGACAGUAUUUUGUAAAUAUGCCACAAAUGUAUUUUGUGUGUGAUAUUUUACUUUGAUGCCAAAAAUAACGAAACAAGAAACAGUC
Molecule: messenger RNA, 3623 nt
Organism: Mya arenaria
Lineage: Eukaryota; Metazoa; Mollusca; Bivalvia; Myida; Myidae
Exons: 19
Coding region: 162-2180 (672 amino acids)
Molecular function (GO): metal ion binding; ubiquitin-protein transferase activity
Source: RefSeq, a predicted model, not a curated record